Messenger RNA from Gambusia affinis (western mosquitofish), 2438 nucleotides. RefSeq names its product pulmonary surfactant-associated protein D-like. The record is from RefSeq and is a predicted model, not a curated record. Bases 221 to 1246 code for a protein of 341 amino acids. Lineage: Eukaryota; Metazoa; Chordata; Actinopteri; Cyprinodontiformes; Poeciliidae. Gene Ontology annotation, cellular component: rough endoplasmic reticulum; multivesicular body. The transcript is spliced from 5 exons.
UGGUUCCUUUUUUAUCAUCGAUCAGUUUCUUUUUUAAAUUAGCCUUGCACGUUUAAAACUAGAACACUUGAUCUUUGUUAAUUUUCUUAAAAGAAAAAAAGGAGAUUCAAAAUCUCCUUUACUGGAGACUUCAACAGUACUUUUCAACAUUUCUGAUGUUCAUCUUGGAAAGACGUGACACAAUGUAACUGACUGGAAAGUUCAGUUUUAACAGGAUUACAUGUGUAAAUGUGUGUUUGAACUGAUGAAAGACAGCAUCUUUUCUGCUGAGAAAAUUAUUUAUCAAACUAAGUAUCAAAUUAAACUCCUUUUUUACAGUAUCCAACACUUCACUGAGAAGAUGAGGUUUUGUUUUCUCUUCUGUGUUUUCUGUCUAAUUGUCCCCAUGAGCCUCAGUCAGCAGCCGGGUCCCCCUGGUGAGAAAGGUGACAGAGGAUUUCCUGGACCACCUGGAGCACCUGGACCAAUAGGACUUAAGGGAGAAACAGGACGUCCUGGAUUUCCUGGACCACCAGGAGUAGAAGGACGUGAUGGAGCACCGGGUAUCAGCCCACAAAGCAAAGAGAGUUUUUCUAAAGAGCUAAAGAAUAGAGCAAAAAAAAUCUGGAGAAAGAGAAGAGCAAUAAAAAAUACUCUAGCCAUAUUCUAUAACUUUUUUACUGCCAAUGAAGAUUUCCUUAUCUCUUUUUGGAUUCAGGGUUUCCUGGAAUUCCGGGACAAAAAGGAGAUCCUGGUUCGACUGGACCAAGGGGGCCACCUGGAAUGGUUGGACCACCUGGACCAUCUGGACCAUCUGGACCCGUCACCAUGUGUGGACGAGGAUGUUGAAAGACUGAUGAAGAUCACCGCUAAGCUGGACCUUGCUAUAACCUUUGACUUCGUGAGGAAGGUGGGUCAGAAAUACUUUGUGUCCAACAAGGAGAGAGGAUCUUUCCAGAAGGCUGCAGAUUUCUGCCAGCAACGAGGCUUGGAGCUGGCUCUGCCCCAGAGUGAGGAGGAGAACCACAUGCUGCUUCAGCUGAUGGGUCAAGAUGAGAAAAGAGCCUGGAUCAACAUCAACAUGAGAAAAGCAGAAGGGAACUUCCAGUCCGACAUGAAAAAUCGACCUCUGACCUUUACCAAAUGGGGAGAAAGUCAGCCGGAUCAAGGCAUUCAGGACAGCGGCUGCAGCAUGGCAACUGAGGACGGCACCUGGAGAGUGACACCAGACUGUUCUCUGGACGCUGACAUCAUCUGUCAGCUGUAGAAAGAUCAUCCACCAGGCAGCUUCCUGAGUAAUCUAGAUAUCAUAAUGUCAUUAACUAUGCUCAUUUUAUUUCUUGAUUCUUAUGGCAACAAGAGGUAACGUUUGGCAUAAUCUUGGUUUGCAAUAAUGCUUACUCUAUGUGACGUAUUCAAUGAGACUUGUAUUAUUUGUUGUGAGUAGCUUUUAUUAAGCUUGAGCAGCCGAGACCUGCUGUAAUCACAAAAUUUUGUAUUAUUUUCCUGCCAUUAUAUGCAGCCUUUAGGAGGCUUUAACAUAUUUAAAUACUCACCAAACUUCACCUGAAAUAGUGCCCCACAUGAAAUUUUUAAUGUGAGAUAGGACAAACCGUAGGUCGCAAAGACCUGCAAUUCUGUGCGUAGAUAGAUCCCUCCCCCAAAAUCAAGAAAAAAAGUCUCUUGGAGGUAACACCUAAAAUGUACAGGGAGGCGGCAAUUUUGGUUAAAAGGACAUAUUUUGGUCAUUUUCACAUCUAUACACCUCGAACUUUAAUAAACUCCUGCUUGGGAUUUUGAGGUAUUGGCUUUAUUUUUUGGACAGUAUAUAGUUAUGAGAUUGGGGGGGGAGUAAAAGUUAUCAAAAUUGUGAAUUUUAGAGCUUGUUUAGGGGGCGUGGCCAAGCAGCGAACUUGGUGUACUGGCCAAACAAAACACUAUAACUUUCACUCACAAUUGUCAAGCAACACCAAACUUGUAAUGAGUGAUCCGAGUUGAUGCCUGAUGAUCCUACGCCGCCAUGUUCUGAUGUCUUCAUUAUAUUUUCUAAUUUAUAUUCUCAACAUGAUCUUCUGCAAAUUGAUUUAGCCAUAAGCAUCUGUUGAUGAGCUUUUUAAUAGUUACCAUCUGAUCUAUGCCACCUUCUAUCCGUUUAUUUUACUUUUUACUUCAUUCAUUGCUUUUGAUGUAAAGCUGGCUUGGAUUCUCAUGAAACCUGUGACUGUCACCUCAAAGUUUUUGAUUCAAUUCUGUUGUCAGAAAGCAACAUAUUUUAGUGCUUUGUGAAGAACAUAUUUUCUACUACUUUUGAAGCAAUAUAAGAUUCCUGUUUCUUAAUGCUUUAAACUUUACUUACCAAGUUUCAGAAACUGUCGUGGCCAAAUCUGCUUUUCAGAAAAAAAAAAACCUCCUUCAAGCUCAGAUUGGUUACUGCUGCUUUAAACACUGUUAUUUAUUCA